Messenger RNA from Strongylus vulgaris, 464 nucleotides. The record is from the annotation of a GenBank genome assembly. NCBI's taxonomy places the organism in Eukaryota, Metazoa, Nematoda, Chromadorea, Rhabditida, Strongylidae.
AUGGGCAGUCAGAGCCUAGCGCCUGGAAGGUGUGAGGUUCCCCCAGGACGCCUAAUCACUUGCUCCAGGGAAAAGCGGCGAGGCUUUGGGAACUCGUGCGCGCCCUCCAAUCGACAAUGUUCGUGGAAAUAUAAUCAUUUGACAAAUUACCGCAAUAUCGGGCGUGUUGAUCUGGAAUCAACCCAUACUCCACAUUCACUUUCACUGCCGAAGGAACAUCACAUAGAUGAAUAUCUGAAUCCAGACUGGGGAGCGACACCCUCACGUAAAGAAUAUCCAAACCUCCCAGCUGUUGUCGAGAUGAAGGAUAAUGAAAGAAUGAAGGAAGAAGAAAGACUGAAUGAUUUGGCUAAGGUAUAUAAUCGUUUGAGUAGAAAGGGGGCUAAUCUAUUUGUUGGCAUAAUUAAUAUUUAUUUUUUCCUAACAUCAUUAGAAUCCUUAUGGAAAAUUUUUCUUUUCUAAAA